This is a messenger RNA of Larimichthys crocea (large yellow croaker), 1306 nucleotides long. It is a transcript of the gene apoa1b, whose product is annotated as apolipoprotein A-Ib. Gene Ontology annotation, molecular function: phosphatidylcholine-sterol O-acyltransferase activator activity; cholesterol transfer activity; phospholipid binding. Gene Ontology annotation, biological process: lipoprotein metabolic process; phospholipid efflux; cholesterol metabolic process. Gene Ontology annotation, cellular component: very-low-density lipoprotein particle; chylomicron; low-density lipoprotein particle. NCBI's taxonomy places the organism in Eukaryota, Metazoa, Chordata, Actinopteri, Sciaenidae. The transcript has 4 exons. The coding region runs from base 16 to 882 and encodes 288 amino acids. The record is from RefSeq and is a predicted model, not a curated record.
ACCCCUCCUCCCCACAUGGACUCAUCCCUCAUCGAGCACUAUAAAAAGUCUGUUCUUGCUGAAGUUCUGCAGUCUCGACAAGAACUCCACCAGACCACCAUCAUGAAAUUUGUGGCUCUCACUCUUGCCCUUCUCCUGGCUGUCGGCUCUCAGGCCGCUUCCUUGCCAGAUCCACCUACCCAACUGGCCCACGUCCGGGCUGCUGCGGAUCUCUACCUGACUCAGUUGAAGGAAAGUGCCAACAGAGCCCUGGCACAGCUGGAUGACACUGAAUACAAGGAGAUCAAGGACAGCGUGUCUCAGCACAUAGAGAACUUCCACACUCAGCUCAAGGCUCUGCAGGCUCAGGUCUCCCCAGUCACUGACAGCGUCGUCAGCACCAUCUCUGAUGCCACUGCUGAUCUCCGUACUUCCCUGAUAGCUGAUCUCGAUCAACUGAAGGCUGACAUCGAGCCCAAGCGUGUAGCUCUGAGAGCGGUCAUUGAAAAGCAUCUUGAUGAGUACAAAACCGAGCUGGAGCCCAUCAUGAAAGAAUACUACGUGAAGCACACAAAUGACAUGGCUGUCCUCAAGGAAAAGUUGGAGCCAGUUGUCGAGUCUCUGCAGGCUAAGGUGUCCACCAAUCUAGAGGAGACCAAGGCCGCCCUGGCACCAAUUGUGGAGACAGUGCGCGCCAAGCUUUCUGAGCGUCUGGAGGCUCUGAAGCAGUUGGCUACUCCCUACGUCGAAGAAUACAAGGAGCAGCUGAAGAAUGUCUACACCCAGGCCCAGGGUGCCGAUGGAGAAGCACUGAAGGCAAAGAUUGCACCUUUAGCUGAUGACAUCAAGUCCAAGCUCCAGGCUAUCUUCCAGAUCAUCACUGCUUCCGUCACCAAGAACUAAAUCCUCCCAACCCUGUUCCUGUAACUAACCUCACAUACCUGUCUUGUUUUAGAUCCAUUCCACCUUUCUCUCUAUUCUAUCUUUCCUCACGGGGACCACCUCCCAAAAUGAAGCCGAUGCCUGACUGGUGCACUCGUUCACAACAAAAUGGCUGGACUCUUGCUCUCUCUCUUUCCCAUGCAAACACCUUACUUCAUGCACACAUGCUUAAGCACAUGCAGGCAAACACACACACACAGACACACACAUACACAGCACACUUGCUUUCAUGCUUUGCUCUUUGCAUACCAUGGCCAACUGCUUACAUUUUGUGUAGGAAUUGUAUGUGAAUUAACACAAGUGCCUGGACCUCUGUGUAAUGAUGCUUGUCUGAAAACUGUGCUUUGAUGAAAUACAGCUCAAUAAACAUCUGACUGUACUACUA